GUGAUUGUAAUACGCAUUAAAUUGAUAAUCACUAGUUGCUUGUAGCAUCUUCAGUCUAUUCAGCUGAUAUGGAUCACUCUAAUAACUCAUAAGGACCUGUUCCCCCUCACGUGGCUUUACACUUCAUGUUGCAGUCGUCAAUUUUCUACGUUUCAAGUUCACAGCUUAGAUUCUUCGAUCAUGGACUGUCUUUAAUUUGCAUUUCAUCUACAUUUCAUUAGAUGAGAAUCAUGCAGCAGUUUUUCCAGACCUUAUGUGGGCUACAUAUAUAUGAGCUGACCCACUUUCAGAAACCAUUAAGCAUCCACUCAAGAGCAUUCCCUCCAAUGGAGACAUUGAGAAAGUCCUUGAAAUCUUGCUGUUCUCAUUCCAAACUGCAGCAACAGCAUGAAGCCCUCUUGGAUCACAGUGGUGGCCAGGAAGCGCAGUCGGUGGUUGAUAUUCAUACUUCCACUCCCUGCGCAGAAACAACGGGGGUUACUACUGCUGCUUCAAACCCCAGCAAACCAGCAAAGCAGAAGGUAUCCUUCGCCAAAAUCGCGGAGGAAGCCAUGUGGCGCAUACCAGAUAAAGACGGCCAACUGUCUCACAACGAUCAAUCCUUACGUCGUAACCCAUGGAGGUCACUCAUGAUUAGAACGAAGUCCAGACUAAUUGAAGACGAAGACGACAGAACAAUGAACUCCGACGAUAUUGAAUCUCCAGAAGAAGACUGUGUCAAAGAAGAAGAAGAAGACAAGGAUGACCAUGAAGAUGUCUCAAACAACCACCACCUGGAAACCAGUACUUUCGCAAUGCUCGUGUGGCAGUUGCCUCUCGUAUCAUCUCUCUUAGCCUUAGCUUCCACGCUCAGCAUACCUUCCAUGAGAAACCAAACUCUUUGUGAUCUUCCCUUAUGGAAAUGGGAGGUCAUGGCUCUGGUAAUCCUGGGGGGAAAUUGGGUCUCCAGUUGGUUGAUCAAGCUCGUUGUGAUCCUCAUCGAGCAGAACUUCCUACUCCAGAAGCGAGUUCUCUACUUUGUCUACGGAUUAAAGAAGGCUGUUCAACACUCUAUCUGGUUAGGCUCAACUUUACUCAUUUGGCACUUCAUCAUCUUCGACGACAAGAUUGAGAAGCAGACUCACAGCAAAAUCUUGCCUUAUGGAACCAAGAUUUUAACUUGCCUUUUAGUUGGAACUUUGAUCUGGCUGGGUAAGACCCUCUUCGUCAAAGUCCUCGCCUCUUCCUUCCACGAGAACACGUUCUUUGAGCGAAUCCAGGAGGCGUUAUUCAAUCAGUUCGUGAUCGACACACUCUCUGGUCCGCCUGCUUUUGAAGGAAAUGAAAUGAGGUAUGGGAGGAAACUGGAGAAGUACUCCACCAUUGGGAACAGGUCGAGGUUUUCGAGAAGGAACGAGGAGAUUCCCAUCGAUGAGCAGCAGAAUCUGAGCAAGAAAAACAUGUCGGGCUGGACCAUGAGGAGAAUGAUCAAUAUUGUUCGACGAGGUUCAUUGUCUACUCUGGAUGAGCACGUGCUUGAUUCGGACACGACAGGUGACGAGUCGUCCUUGCAUAUAAGGAGUGUGUGCCAAGCAAAGGCAGCAGCCAAGAAGAUCUUCACCAAUGUGGCUGCUCCAGGAUCCCAGCAUAUUUUCGUUGGGGACCUGAUGCGGUUCAUGGGUAAAGAAGAGGCUUUGAGGGCCAUGCAUCACUUCGGACCAGCUUCUGAGAAUGGAGGGAUAAGCAGAUCAUUGCUCACCGAGUGGCUGGUGAAUGCAUUCAGGGACAGGCAAGCCCUCGCGCUGUCCCUGAACGACACGAAAACAGCAGUGGACGAGCUCCACAGCCUGCUGAACGUCAUCGUAGCAGUGAUCAUCGUAAUAAUCUGGCUCGUCAUGCUGGGAAUCCCCAUCGCCCACUUCCUCGUCCUCUUGAGCUCCCAGAUCCUCUUGGUAGGAUUCAUCUUCAGCAACUCCUGCAAGACCACGUUCGAGGCCAUCAUUUUCUUGUUCGUCAUGCAUCCCUUCGACGUCGGCGAUCUGUGUGAAGUCGACGGCGUCCAGAUGAGAGUGGAGGAAAUGAACAUCUUGACUACAGUGUUCUUAAAGUCGGACUACCAGAAGAUCACGUUCCCAAACAGCCUUUUGUCGACCAAACCGAUCUCCAACUACUACCGCAGCCCCGAUAUGGCGGAGGCGAUCCACCUCUGCGUCCACAUCUCGACUCCACUGGAGAAAAUCUCCGCCUUGAACGACCGGCUAAAAUGCUACGUGGAGCGCCACAACCAGUUCUGGCACCCGACGGCGUCGGUCACCAUAACAGAGGUGGAAGACAUGAACAAGCUGAAAAUACAAGCGCUGGUGAGGCACAGGAUGAACUUCCAGAACAUGGGGGACAGAUUCGCGAGGAGAAACCAUCUCAUUCAGGAGCUCGUAAGAAUGUUCCGCGACUUGGAAGUCGAGUACCGGUUGCUCCCGCUCGAUGUCAACGUGCGAAAUCUCCCGGCUUCCAAUUGAGGGUAAAUACAAUUUAAUAUCCAAACCUUUCAUUUUAAACAAUAUAAUAGCCAAACUUUUUCGAAAACAAUCUAAUAUCCAAAUCAUCAACUUUCUGUCUGUUUGACCGUUGGUUGACACUUCAAAAACGCUUUCUUUAGGGGAAAUUGUCACAAUACAACUUUGUUUUCUUGUUUUGGCAUUGCAGAUGACUGAAUAUUUAGAUAUUCUAUACCAUCAUGGUGGAGUCAUGGACUGAUCGGGUUUGGAACCACGAUAUGUUGGUGGUUUUCCAUAGAAGAUAUCGAUGGAUAUUGAUGAAGCGUCGUACUUCGAACUUUUUUGAAGUGUCAACUAACGGUCAAACGAACGGAAAGUUGACGAUUUGGAUAUUAGAUUGUUUUCGAAAAAGUUUGGUUAUUAUAUUGUUUAAAAUGAAAGGUUUGGAUAUUAAAUUGUAUUUACCCUCCAAUUGAUGAACGAGGUAAGAAUUGGUAAUAAGUAAAAAUAAAUAAAUAAAUAAAAGAAAUUCGA
This is a messenger RNA of Linum trigynum, 3008 nucleotides long. Lineage: Eukaryota; Viridiplantae; Streptophyta; Magnoliopsida; Malpighiales; Linaceae. The record is from the annotation of a GenBank genome assembly.